Molecule: messenger RNA, 2833 nt
Organism: Magallana angulata
Lineage: Eukaryota; Metazoa; Mollusca; Bivalvia; Ostreida; Ostreidae
Product: 5-hydroxytryptamine receptor 4-like
Exons: 2
Coding region: 965-2113 (382 amino acids)
Biological process (GO): adenylate cyclase-activating adrenergic receptor signaling pathway
Cellular component (GO): membrane
Molecular function (GO): G protein-coupled receptor activity
Source: RefSeq, a predicted model, not a curated record
AAAUGCAAUAUCUUUCCUGCUGUAAAUAUACUAUAUAGACUAAGCCCAAUACCGCCUACCAAAUACUAUUAGAUCUGAAUGCUCGUGAUUCAACAUGUACUUCAAUUUUCUCGGAAGUUUAAAUAAAAUGUAAUAGUUAACCUACCUUUAAAAAUUGACAAAACUGUGCGUGUUGUGGUGAAAAGAAUAGAGGAAAUUAAACUAUAAGAAACGACGGCGUAAGAAAAGAAGUUUUCAAUAAACUUCUUGAUUUGGACUUUUCAAUCUUAGUAUCGACCGUUACCUGUGAGCCAGCGGCUGCUGAGGCGAGGACAUUGGUUCACUGACGCUAACAUCGGAGCGCUCGGCAUAACUCUCAGAACGGCCAGAUUCCUUGUUACCGCAUUGGAUUCAUUUUACACGGCAGCGGGGCUUAUUUAUGGUUCAGGGAAUAUUUAUAACACACAUAGGGUAAGACGACCGUCUGUACUGAGGAAGGAAAAUCGUCAUAAACCCGUGCGGAAAAAUUGCCCAGGAAGCUUUCCCAAUUAGAGGAACAAUCAGCAAGUCGAUAUUAAAAAAAAUUUGCUCAGUCAUUAGGCGGACUGGCGCGUUAACAAACCACUGUUGUACAAAUAGGAACCUUUGCUGCCUAAUGGAAUCCUUAACAAACUGAUGAACCUAUAUUGGAAGAAAAUUGCGAAUUAAAAAGAAAAGUUGGGUUAAUGAUCACGCCAGAAGAAAAGAAAUGUUUCCAUUGUGUAAAGUACCUGACAUUAAAUCAAGUGUUAGAAGAGCUAGGUUGUAGAUAAGCAUCGCUCUAUAAGUGAAACAAAGGAGAUAACUCUGCUGAAGAGGCUGAAGUGGUUCCUUCUGAUGAAAAUUAACGUCACCAGUAAUAUUCGACUGAAGUAAAAAGGCUUACCGCCGCCGCCGCUGAACUGAGAUACUCUGUUUGUUGUUAGCUAAUGAUGUUGAUGACGGAAUGUCCAACGAUUCACUUAGCACAUCCCCCAACUGUACCGCCGAGUUAGCCGACAAGGCGGGCCCGCCGCCCCACUAUAUCUAUGACACGCGUGUCCUGAUAGGACUGGUGCUGUCGUUAUUUCCGGUCCUGACUCUGAUCGGCAAUGUGUUGGUUAUCGUGGCCGUCUUCACCCACAAACGUCUGCGGACGAUCACCAAUGUCUUCGUCGUAUCCCUGUCCGUCGCCGACGCUCUAGUGGCCAUAUUGGUGAUGCCGUUUGCGGUGUACCUCCAAAUCAACAACAACCAGUGGGACCUAGGACCGACUAUUUGCACUAUCUACACGUGCUUUGACGUAAUGUCCACGACCUCUUCUAUCAUGCACUUGUCAUGUUUGGCCGUAGAUCGCUAUUUGGCCAUCUGUCGGCCAUUUCUCCACGAACGCCUCAACAACAAGAUCGUGGCGACUAUGGUCGCAUCUUGCUGGGUUCUCCCGGCCAUCAUUGCUUACAUCCCGAUCCUGAAGAAAUGGAACCACAUCGGGAUAGAGGACUAUAUCUACUGCUUAGGAGAUUCUGUCUGUGCACUGAUUGUUAACAUACCGUUUGCUAUCAUUUGUUCCACUAUAGCUUUCUACAUUCCCGCAGUGUUUAUGAUCAUUUCCAAUGUGAAGAUUUACCUCGCUGCUAGGACGCAGGCGCGCCAUAUUCGUAGUUUGGAGGCGUCCGUCCAUUGCAAGCGUAGGAACAGUAAGUUCAAGCACGAAACAAAGGCUGCUAAAACUAUAGGAAUCAUCAUGGGGUGUUUCUGUGUGUGCUGGUUUCCAUUUUUCAUCAUGAACAUAAUAGACCCUAUAAUUGGUCACAAGAUAGAGUACCUACCGUGGACUAUAGCCCUAUGGCUAGGGUAUCUGAACUCUAUGUUGAAUCCAUUUUUGUACUAUAACUUCAACAAGUCUUUCAAGACGGCGUUUCGGCGUAUUUUAACGUGUAAGUUGUGCCGGGGAGUGAGCGAGUGGGAGGACGAAAUGCCGGUCAGCAAUUCAGAGAUGAUGAUGAACAAUCAGCAUCAUCAUCACCACAGCCACACCGGAAACGGGUUCUCUAACUUACCGACCGAACUCUCUCACCUUAACGCUGGUACUAAUAUUAGUUCUAAUGUUAUAUGACGUCACAGAAAUGAAGGCAUUGUGAGACAAUUCAAUCUAUGAUAAAGAAUAUGACGUCAGACGUCACAUGGCGUAGCAGACGACGCAGCAGGAUUAUGUCCUUGAACGCAACGCACGGGCACGCCACGAUGAUCGAGCCAAAAAUGGCGUUCAGGCCAUGUUAAUAUUCACUUGGGAGAGAAAAUCAUUCAACUUGUCAUUUUUAUAAGCUGAGACUUGGAGUGAUUGGGCUAACAAACUCUUCACCAUCUUGUUAUAAUUUAACUUUGAUGCACUGUUUUAAAACAAAUCUUUAAUUGCUAUCAAAGGCUAUUGAUUUGAUAGACUGAUUUAAAUCAUGGAAUCAAUCUCCAAACCAACGCAAAAAAUUCAGACUUGGGAAAUUAAACAAUAUGCAUUCAGGUCGGCUGCUUUGUCAAAGAAUAACGUGCUUUCCGUCCAUUCUUUUUAAUGCUCAGUGCUUUGUUUUCGCUGAAACUACUAAAAACAAAGGAAAACAUGAUUUAUUUCACUAACUUUUAUUUUUUACUCGAACUUGCUCACGACAUCGAGUGAAUAUCUGAAGCUUUGUUGGACUUUGACCUCUGUUAGUUUGUUGAAGCUGACGAAAUACGCUGGAGUUUGUUUUGUCAUACCAUUAAUCUAUUAAUUCAUACAUUUAUUUAUUUUGAUUUAUACUUAAAUAAAAAGUUUACGUUUUUGAAAGAAUUGAUAAGAUAA